Messenger RNA from Anopheles nili, 3227 nucleotides. Its product is annotated as ATP-binding cassette sub-family G member 5. The coding region runs from base 1 to 2661 and encodes 886 amino acids. Gene Ontology annotation, cellular component: plasma membrane. Lineage: Eukaryota; Metazoa; Arthropoda; Insecta; Diptera; Culicidae. Gene Ontology annotation, molecular function: ATP hydrolysis activity; ATP binding; ABC-type transporter activity. The record is from RefSeq and is a predicted model, not a curated record. The transcript has 7 exons.
AUGGAACUGCGCAAAAUGAGCACAGCCAAGCAGCAGCAGCAGCAACAGCAGCGCGAAGAUCGCCGGUACUCGAUGCCGCACGGGAUGCACGGUACGCUUCCACCGGGGGCAACGGAUGAUCUGCACGCUUGGUCCAUCUAUCGCCAAAAUCUGAACUCAGACUUUGCCGACUCGGCCCUCGGUUCGUCGGAUAAAUCACCCAAACCGUACGGCUCUCAGUACCACCAGCGAGACACGGCCAUCUUGAACCACCCACGCUAUGGCCCCAAGCAGAACCCGAUCAACUCGAACAUGUACACCUACCUCAAGUUCGGCUUACCACGCGUUUUCCCACCAAACGGUGGCCAACCGAUGGCAAACGGACGUCCAGGACGUGCGUCAGCCAAGGCGAAUGGACGAGGCCGCGUUAACCGGGGCUACCGAGACAGUACUGGACCUGGUCCUGGAUCAUCGGGAUACGACAGUAGCGACAAUGAAACGAACCGUGGUCGUGUACCGGCCAACCUCAGGAAGUACCGCAGUGAGUCGGACUUUCGGGCGAUUGGAGCCACUGGUACGUCACGACCGAGUUCUCGCGCUCAGGGCAUCCCACUGGCCGCACUCAAGCAGGCAAAUAGCCGAGCCAGCAUAGCGGGCACACACGUCUACAACCCGUACGCGACCAACCUGCGCCAUCACAACCUACGCUCGCAGAGUGAGGCCGAUCUGUUGGCCGAAUGGGACUACGACGACUCACCGACGUACGGCGAGACACGUCUCUAUCCAGAGGACGCACUAUACGCGACCCAAAGCCGGCGACACUCGAUGGCAGGUCUCGUGUACCCCAACAUCCAGGUACAUUGUCUAGACGUACUGCCAGGUCUGCGUGGAGUGUCACUGCAGGCGAAGGCAGGUGAUCUGUUCGCGAUUAUGGCUACGGCUCAACGUGAAGGCACAGCUCUGGUGGAAGCGUUGGCCGGCGUUCGUCAACGCCUUGGUGGUGAGAUCCUGGUAAACGGACAGCAGGUUAACCGACGUAUCCUGCGCCAGCUGUGUGGGUACGUUCCGGCACUUGGUGCAGCUCCACUAGACCCACGUAUGAGCGUUCAGAGUACACUGUCAUUCGCGGCGGCCUUACGUGGUCCGUACGAUCGAGCCGACCUGAAAGAGCGCAUCGACAUUCUGGUGGAGGACCUCGGUUUGACGGCGGUUCGUUCGGCAAACGUGUCCCGGUUGACGCACUCCGAGAAGCAAAGACUGAAUGUGGCUUGCCAGCUGCUGACGCAAGCCUCGAUCCUGCUGCUCGAUCAGACCACCAUCAACAUGGACAUCUUCGAUACGUUCUUCCUCGUGGAGUACCUGCGGCAGUGGUGCAGUGCGGGUCGGAUUGUGCUGAUGACACUACAGCCGCCCACCUUCGAGAUCCUGUCGAUGUGCUCAGGUGUACUGCUGCUGUCAGGUGGUCGUACAGUAUACUCAGGCAGUAGAGCGGAUCUGCCGCGACAUAUGGGUCAGCUUGGGUAUCCGUGUCCACCGUUCAAGAACCCCGCCGACUACUAUCUGGAUCUGGUCACACUCGACGAUCUGUCUGCGGCAGCGUUGCUGGAGUCGUCUGCUCGCAUCGAGUCACUUGCUAACUCGUGGGAUCACGUGAAUGCUGAGCCACCGUUGGCUGCACCUGUUACGAACCUGCCCGAACCCACACGUAGUGCUGGGUUCUUCUCACAGAUCCAUGCCCUCGCUAAGAGGUAUAUGACGUACAAGCAACCGGGUUCACUGCUCACCUGGAUAAGCCGAUUGAUCCUGGCUGCCGUCCUGUCACUGUUCAUCGGUUGCAUCUUCUGGGACGUACCGGCUUCUGAUCCCCAGCUCAACUUGAACGAUCGUCUUGGCUACCACCACUGCAUGAUGAUGGUCGCUCUGUGGCCACUACUGCUUCUACAGAUCCGAGACGUCCAGGAAGACCGGUUGCACGCGGAGAAAGAUCUCCAGUUGGGACUGUACGGGCGUUUCCUGUACCUGCUGAUCCAGAGCACGCUGAGCGUGAUGCCGAGCUUGUGCAUCUGGUUGGCGUAUCUGCUGCCCGCCCACAGCAUGGCCGGUCUCUACUCGUACACGAGCAACAACGAUACCGGCAUCUACUUGUACAUGGGUUACAUGCUGCUCUACCUAAUGGCCAUACAAACGGUCGUGCUGUUCAUCGCGCACCUGAUCCCGUGCGGCGUGUCAGCUUCGAUAGUCACCACGCUCGUGCUUCUGCUGAUGGCAGCUGCCGGCGGAUUCGCUCUUCACGUCGCAAACGUACCCGAUUACCUACGGUGGGUCGAACUGGUGACCCCACAGAAAUGGCUUACGCCUCUGCUCACCGAAAACGAGUUCAGUGCGGACACGCUGGCGAGCAUCACCAGCCAGCAGCAGUGCCGAAACAAGCAGGUGCAAUACACCGAGAUCAUCGUGCAGCAGCCGUGCCCUCCACCGAAUGGUACCAUCGUCCUGGCCGACCAUCAACUACUGCAGCGGGAUCACGUGCUGGACACGACCGACAUGUACACUUCGACCGUGCUCGGUUUGCUGCUAACCUGCAUCGUGUUCUUCGCUCUCACGAUGUUCGUCUUCCUGCUCAACUGCCAGUCGCUGUUCAGGAAAAAGGACACUUCCGGUCGGAACGGCAAGCACGCCUAGGCGAAGGUCAACGGAUGCGGUUUCCAUUUUGCCCCCAAAACCGCGUCAAUGUAAAAGUGCUAGUUAAUUUAAUUUUAUCUUCAUUUUGACGACUCUUGUUUCGUCCAAUUGCCCGAAUUGUGGGCGAUCGAAAUUUGAGCCCGGUGUGGUGGUAUGAUUUUGGCCUUCCCUUCGUAUGUAUCAUUAUGUUAACCCUCCUAUCCGUCCAUGUCUCACUUUGAUCUGAUGUCCCUUAGAAUCCCUUUCCCUAGAACAAUAACAAAGGUAGUAGAUGUACUUAAUUUUUAUCAUAAUUAUUAUCGGUUCACCCCGGACAGCCGGAUUCGAACCGCGAGAGGUUGCGAAAGCGAAAGCGCAGUAGAUCGAUCGAUUUUAAAGAUUCUAACACAUAGUUACGGUGGCCGACAUCCUUAUUCAGGUGGCCGACGAACGGACUCAUUUGCAGCGUGCUCGCGACCUGGGCACGGCAUUUAUCGCAGAAGGUAACGGCCGAAUCGGGACACGUGCGUCACACCGGUGGAAAUUUGAAGAAUAAUACUUUUUUUUAAAUAAACGACCACGAAGUA